Messenger RNA from Alosa sapidissima (American shad), 3672 nucleotides. Its product is annotated as schlafen family member 11-like. Lineage: Eukaryota; Metazoa; Chordata; Actinopteri; Clupeiformes; Clupeidae. Bases 606 to 3299 code for a protein of 897 amino acids. The transcript is spliced from 5 exons. The record is from RefSeq and is a predicted model, not a curated record.
AGUUACUUUGUUUGAUAAAGAUGGUUUCUUCAUUAUCUGAGAACGUUUCCACAUUGAUAGACCUACUCCAUUGCUUUCUCCACAGUUAGAUAGGUUGAUGGUAUUCAUGUCAAUAUGACAAUUAAAAUAUCUUUUAAUAUACUAUAUGUACAUGGCGGCAAAGCGAUUAUCCAAAAUGUCCAUGUUAUUUUCCCAUUGGAAAAAAUUACAUGGGCAUGGAUCUCCUUGCAUGGGCAAAGAUGGUAACUUUUGUUGGUAAACUCCAGAGGUCUAUGAAGUCGCCAUGCACAUGCCACCCAUCCGAUGUGAAUGUGGCAUAACCUGUUUGUCUAUGAAUAGGUGGAAUCUUUUAAUUGGAUGCCAAAAUGAAAGCUGACAAGUUUUCCAAGAAAGCAUACCAACUUACACACAUUUAGUAUGAUUAGAAUGUGGUGAGGGGGUGGAGAGCAGAGAGCAUAACUACAGUUUUGACUAAUCUUGGCACGAAUUAAAGACCUCUUCUACAAAAAAUUAAGACUGAAAUUUCAUUGUGUUUCAGACAUAAACUUGGCCUAUACUGUGGAAUUCUCCAGGUUGAAGAGUUAUAUCCUUGUCAAGUUAGUAGGAUGGCUUCACGUGGUCUGACUGUAACGGAAUCUCAGGACUUUCCUGAUAUUGAGAUCAAGUGGUCUGAUAAGGUGACAUUAGGGGAGAGUGCUAGAAAUCAGAUGGAUAAGAAGAAAAGGGACAGAGAAAGAGAAUGCAUUUUGUAUGGGAUUUGUGCUCUUCUGAACUCUGGAGGAGGAGUUUUCACUUUGGAUAUUGCCAACUCAUACAACUAUAGAAGAGAGGGAAGGGGAUUAGAUAUUGAACAGCAUCUGCUAGACUUAGUGGGUUCCCCUUUUGAAGAUAUGAUUGAAUGUAUCCCUCAAGGUGACAAAGUUCAUAUCUAUGUUAGGUCAUGGCAUUGUGGUUCCAAUAGAUCAAGACUUUGCAGCAUUGAUACUGGUUUACGUGAAAGAGCAGGGUCAACAGUUAAUCAUGUUAGUCCCAGAGAUGUGUCUGAGUUCUUGAGUAAGAGAAAGGACAGGGCUAACAGGAAUCGAGAUGGAUAUGAACCACGGACAAGCAAUGACAUAAUAAAGAAUUGUGCUGAGAAAUUCUAUAUGAAGGACUCGGUGGAAAAAGGUAAAUGUUUAGAAUUUGGGGAAAGUACGAAUGUAGAAUUAAAAGAAUUUCGAGGUCAAAUUUUCACCGACAAGUUUCAGGGAGAAGUUAGCAGCAGUGAGAAUCUCAUCAAGAGGCUUAAGGAAGUCGUUCCUAAAAUGAUAUCGGCUUUUGCAAAUACAGAUGGUGGUUUCUUGUUUAAUGGCAUAAAUGACAAAAGUAAAGAAGUUACUGGGUGUGGUAGUGGGAUUGAUGCAGGGAAAUUGCUCAUUAAGGUUAAAGAUGUGUGCAAAAAGGCAAAGGCCAUUCAUACCUCUGACUGCAACAAGGAUGCAAGCUGGUCUCCAGAGUGUAGACUUAUCAAAGUCACAGCACAGGAAUCCUCAGAAGCUGAUGCAUAUGUAGUGGCCAUCAAGAUUCCAGUAUUUUGCUGUGCUGUCUUUGAAAAAGAUCCAAACUCAUUGCACAUUGAGGGAGGCAUGGUUUGUAGACUGGGAGCUACUGUGUGGAUGAAGAAAAUGCAGCUCUCAGACCCAGAUGCAGACCUGUCUAAACGCUUUCUGAAUGUGCUGAGUCUACGAGACGCCCCACCUCAGUGUAAAUCAGUGUACAGCAUCGAGAUGUUGACACACCUACAGGAGAAACUUUUCCCUGUCCCAACGAAUAAUAUCGAGGUGAUGCCAGAUGCCUUUAAAAACAAGCCCCUCUCCAAUGCCAUCCUUAUUGCCAACUCUUCAAAGAGUCCGGGAAUUUGCAUUUUCUCCCCAAGCUGGGCAGUUGAUAUAGAUCUCCCCAAGAAUAAAGACGUCAUUCGUGAGGCUCUGAUCAUCAGCACAGGCAGUUAUCCCACUCUCUGCUGUGUGGUUAAAACGGAUGGUCCUGAUUUGUGGAAAUAUGCAACCAAUACAGCAUUCCACCUGAAGCAGAAGCUGGUGAACGUGGGAGGCUAUACAGGCAAACUCUGUGUAAUCCCCCAACUGGUGAACAGCCAGAACUGGACAGUGCUGAAUCACCCCUCAAUAUACCCCAAUAGUUACAGACUGAACCAGGAAAAAGACGUGAAAGCCCUUCUCCGCUCCUUGGUGAUUGUGGUGAUGAGUUUCACCUCCCCAUUAAGUGAUGAAAUUGGCUGUGAGUUCCUUAAUUUGCUAACAGAAGAACAGUUUAAAAUUCUUCAGACCUAUGGUGCAAUCAAGAAUAACUUCAUUCAUGGUGUGCCUGGAUCUGGGAAGACAUUGAUUGCUAUGGUGCUCAUAAGAAGGAUCAAGAACUUGUAUUGCUGCGAGGAAAAAAAUAUCCUUUACCUUUGUGAAAAUUUUGGAUUGAGAAGCUUCAUGAGAGAGCAAAACAUCUGCCAAUGUGAGACAAGAGUAAAGUUUUUGGAUAAACACACGGAUUUCUCGGCGGUAAAACACAUCAUUGUGGAUGAAGCCCAGAACUUUCGUGUGGAAGAAGGGGAAAGCAACUGGUAUGAGAAGGCAUUGAAGCUGAGAGGAGCGGAUGGGAUGUUCUGGGUUUUUCUGGACUACUACCAGAAAUGCCAUGAUUUUCCAGAUGGUCUUCCACCGCUUUCAAACCAACACCAAGCUAUCUUGUGCAAAGUUGUUCGUAAUUCUGCAAAUGUCCUGAAAGCUAUGCAGUGUCAAAUGCAUAGGAUCAUGAAGGGCCCACAAUCUGAGGUAACGCAACAUUUAAAAAACAUACAGUUUAACAGUGAAAGGGCACUGCACCACUCAUUCCAGGGCUCCUGUACCACCAAAGAAGUGGCCCCUGACAAGGUGGUGAAAUGUGUGACCAAGAUCCUGGAGCGUCUCCUCGACAAGGGCCACACUGCUGGAGACAUCGCUGUGCUUUUUUCAACCCAGGAGCAGCUGACUGAAGAAAAAGACAAACUGACUACACAAUUCCCCUUAUUCAGGAGUGUCGAGAAGAUUAGUCAGACAGUGAUGGUGGAUUCUGUCUGCAGGUUCUCAGGUCUGGAACGGAACAUUGUGAUUUUGGUCAAUCCCUCAGAGUCUGUCCAUCCUCGUUUAAAACAUCUUAAGCCUAACCUUCUUAUUUCUGCUUAUUCCAGAGCAAGGAUCGAGUUAUAUGUUGUUAAGUCUAAAGAAAGUGUGUGGUUGUGCAGGUGUCCCACAAUGUUUCUGUCCUAGUCACACAAGUGAUAUUAUGGACAGUAUAAAAAAGUGAACGAGGUUUUUUUUUUUGUAUUACUGUAGCCUACCUACUAUUGCCUCACAUUUUGUCAGCUGAAAAUUAUUAACAUCCAUUGGUCUAUAUGCAUAAAUCUAUAUUGACGUGACAGAUCUGCCAGAACAAAUGCAAUGAGUUCUAAGAUUUGUCUUGUUCCCUGGCUAUCCAUGUACAUCUUCAGGGUUAGUCAUUUAGAAGUUUAAGGAAUAUGAUAUGGUUACUGUCUGAGAAUUAUGCCUAUAUAUCUGUUUGUUCUUCUACUUUACUUUACUUAAUGCUAUAUUUUAGCAUCCAACAUUAUCUUUGUGAAUCUUUGAAAUAAAUGGAAACCAA